Messenger RNA from Drosophila virilis, 1854 nucleotides. It is a transcript of the gene betaTub60D, whose product is annotated as beta-Tubulin at 60D. NCBI's taxonomy places the organism in Eukaryota, Metazoa, Arthropoda, Insecta, Diptera, Drosophilidae. Gene Ontology annotation, biological process: mitotic cell cycle; microtubule cytoskeleton organization. Gene Ontology annotation, molecular function: GTP binding; GTPase activity; structural constituent of cytoskeleton. Gene Ontology annotation, cellular component: cytoplasm; microtubule. The record is from RefSeq and is a predicted model, not a curated record.
CGCUGCGAUCAGUUGAGUUUUGUGCGUUGUGCGGUUAAGUAGCGCGUUCUGCUCCGGUUCCCCUCCAAGCUCACACAGUGAGAUCAAUCAGUGCACCACACACACACACACAUACACACAAAAAGUCAAGUAGUAGAGAAGAUCUCCACAUCCAGGCUCAGAUUCAGGUCCAGGUUCCAUUCAGUUGACUUCAGUUUAGUUGAGUUGCUAAGGAGUUGUCCCGGCCACGCCUGCAUCCCACGCAUUAAAUUGUUACAUUAAAGCCCCAUAAAUCAAAAUGAGAGAAAUUGUGCAUCUGCAGGCUGGACAAUGCGGCAACCAGAUUGGCGCUAAGUUCUGGGAGAUCAUAUCGGAGGAGCAUGGCAUUGACAGCAAUGGCAUCUAUGUGGGCGACAGCGAUCUGCAGCUGGAACGUGUCAGCGUCUACUAUAAUGAAGCAUCUGCCGUGAGUCGUACUUCGGGUGGCAAGUAUGUGCCACGCGCCAUUCUGCUGGAUCUGGAGCCAGGCACCAUGGAGUCGGUGCGCUCGGGUCCAUAUGGCCAGCUAUUCCGUCCGGACAACUUUGUAUUCGGGCAGUCGGGCGCCGGCAACAACUGGGCCAAGGGGCACUAUACAGAGGGCGCUGAGCUGGUUGACAAUGUGCUCGAUGUGGUGCGCAAGGAGUGCGAGAAUUGCGACUGUCUGCAGGGCUUUCAACUGACGCAUUCGCUGGGCGGCGGCACCGGCUCUGGCAUGGGCACCCUGCUCAUAUCGAAGAUACGGGAAGAGUAUCCGGAUCGCAUAAUGAACACCUAUUCGGUGGUGCCAUCGCCAAAGGUGUCUGAUACGGUCGUGGAGCCGUACAACGCCACGCUGUCCAUCCACCAGCUGGUGGAGAACACGGACGAGACGUACUGCAUCGACAAUGAGGCACUGUACGACAUUUGCUUCCGCACACUGAAGGUAUCGAAUCCGAGCUACGGCGACCUCAACCAUCUCGUCUCUCUGACCAUGUCCGGUGUGACCACCUGCCUGCGCUUCCCCGGCCAGCUGAACGCCGAUCUGCGCAAGCUGGCUGUGAAUAUGGUUCCAUUCCCGCGUUUGCACUUCUUCAUGCCGGGCUUUGCGCCGCUCACCUCGCGCGGAUCGCAGCAAUAUCGCGCCCUUACCGUGCCCGAGCUGACCCAACAGAUGUUCGAUGCCAAGAACAUGAUGGCCGCCUGCGAUCCGCGUCAUGGCCGCUAUCUGACUGUGGCCGCCGUCUUCCGUGGCCGCAUGUCCAUGAAGGAGGUGGACGAGCAAAUGCUGGCGGUUCAAAACAAGAACAGCUCCUACUUUGUCGAAUGGAUACCGAACAAUGUGAAGACCGCCGUCUGCGACAUACCGCCCAAGGGCCUCAAGAUGUCCUCGACAUUCAUUGGCAACACCACCGCCAUUCAGGAGCUGUUCAAGCGCAUCUCCGAGCAGUUCUCGGCCAUGUUCCGUCGCAAGGCCUUCCUCCAUUGGUAUACCGGCGAGGGCAUGGACGAAAUGGAGUUCACCGAGGCGGAGAGCAACAUGAACGAUCUGGUGUCCGAGUAUCAGCAGUAUCAGGAGGCCACCGCCGACGAUGAAUUCGAUCCCGAUGUUAACCAGGAGGAGGUCGAGGGCGAUUGUAUUUAAUGGUGUGGCCAGAGGAAUGAGGUGCGUGCGUGAGCGUCUCCUAUUUGGUGGUCAGCCCUUGUUCUUGCGCGGCAUGCGACAGCAGCUGCGCGCCAAGCACUGCCAGAUACUCUGAGGACGCAGCAACACACAGACACACACACACACACACACACAGAUACAUACACACAGACACAUUUAUACAGGAAAUGUCAAGCGUAGUUUGACAGCAA